GGCCUCCUGGGUAGGAAGCUGGAGAUCCUGGGCUAGGGGCGGGGGGCGAGACUGUCCCGCCUCCUGGCGCCGGAGGCCAACGAGGCUCCGGCGCUGCGCCACUCCGGCUCGGUCGGCUCCGGGCGCCGGCGGACAGAGGGGGCUACCUCCUGCCGCCGAGUUGUGCGGGCGAGCGCCCUCGCGCCCUUGCGCCGGGCUUCAACUUGCGGGCCGGGAGCUGGGCGCCCCGGGUCGGAAGCAAGGCGGGCUGCACGGAGCUCCCUUCGAUCGGCGCCGCGGCUUCAGAGUAAACUUUGCGCCCUAGCGGAGUUGGAAAGAGAGAGCCGCGGCGCCGGGCGGCAGCAGGCGGAGCCCGGAGUUCAGCUCUCGCUCCGGGGUCUGGGCGGUCAUCCUCCCCGGCCCUGGGGUCCGACUCACGCGCACCCUCCUUUCUACCCUCUGCCCCCAGCUUGAGAGGUCGGACAUGCUGAAGCCGGGAGACCCCGGCGGCUCGGCCUUUCUCAAAGUGGACCCAGCCUAUCUGCAGCACUGGCAGCAACUCUUCCCGCACGGCGGCAGCGGCGGCCCGCUCAAGGGCGGCGGCGCCGCGGGUCCCUUGGGCGCGCCGCAGCCUCUCCAGCCGCCGCCGCCGCCUCCGGAGCGCGCAGAGCCUCCGCCGGACAGCUUGCGCCCGCGGCCCGCCUCGCUCUCCUCUGCCUCCUCCACUCCGGCGUCCUCCUCCACUUCGGCCUCCUCUGCCUCCUCUUGCGCCGCCGCGGCGGCCGCCGCCGCCGCGCUGGCUGGUCUCUCGGCCCUGCCCGUGGCGCAGCUGCCGGUGUUCGCGCCUCUGGCCGCCGCCGCCGUCGCCGCGGAGCCGCUACCCCCCAAGGACCUGUGCCUCGGCGCUGCCUCGGGCCCGGGCCCUUCCAAGUGCGGCGGCAGCGGCGGGGACCUGCGGAGCGGCCCGCGCUUCCGUUGCAGCGCGGAGGAGCUGGACUAUUACCUGUACGGCCAGCAGCGCAUGGAGAUCAUCCCGCUCAACCAGCACACCAGCGACCCCAACAACCGUUGCGACAUGUGUGCGGACAACCGCAACGGCGAGUGUCCCAUGCACGGGCCGCUGCACUCGCUGCGCCGGCUCGUGGGCACCAGCAGUGCCGCGGCCGCCGCGCCCCCGCCGGAGCUGCCCGAGUGGCUCCGGGACCUGCCACGGGAGGUGUGCCUGUGCACCAGCACCGUGCCCGGCCUGGCCUACGGCAUCUGCGCGGCGCAGAGGAUCCAGCAGGGCACCUGGAUCGGGCCCUUCCAGGGCGUCCUUCUGCCCCCCGAGAAGGUGCAGGCGGGCGCAGUGAGGAACACACAGCAUCUCUGGGAGAUAUAUGACCAAGAUGGGACACUACAGCACUUUAUUGAUGGUGGGGAGCCGAGUAAGUCGAGCUGGAUGAGGUAUAUCCGAUGUGCAAGGCACUGCGGAGAGCAGAAUCUAACAGUAGUUCAGUACAGGUCGAAUAUAUUCUACCGAGCCUGUAUAGAUAUCCCCAGGGGCACCGAGCUUCUGGUGUGGUACAAUGACAGCUAUACGUCUUUCUUUGGGAUCCCCUUACAAUGCAUUGCGCAGGAUGAAAACUUAAACGUGCCCUCGACGGUCAUGGAGGCCAUGUGCAGACAGGACGUCCUGCAGCCGUUCAGCAAGAGCGGCAAGCUGCCCCCCGCCACCCAGCAGCGCUCCGUGGUCUUCCCGCAGACUCCCUGCACCAGGAACUUCUCUCUCCUGGACAAGUCCGGGCCCAUGGAAUCAGGAUUUAACCAGAUCAACGUGAAAAACCAGCGAGUGCUCGCAAGCCCAACUUCCACCAGCCAGCUCCACUCGGAGUUCAGCGACUGGCAUCUCUGGAAAUGCGGCCAGUGCUUUAAGACUUUCACGCAGCGGAUCCUCCUACAGAUGCACGUGUGCACACAGAACCCCGACAGACCUUAUCAGUGCGGUCACUGCUCCCAGUCCUUUUCACAACCGUCCGAGCUGAGGAACCACGUGGUCACCCACUCCAGUGACCGGCCUUUCAAGUGUGGCUACUGUGGUCGUGCCUUCGCCGGGGCGACCACCCUUAACAACCACAUCCGAACUCACACUGGAGAAAAGCCCUUCAAGUGCGAGAGGUGUGAAAGGAGCUUCACGCAGGCCACGCAGCUGAGCCGGCACCAGCGGAUGCCCAAUGAGUGCAAGCCAAUAACCGAGAGCCCAGAAUCAAUUGAAGUGGAUUAACUGAUUGACUGGUUGGAAUUAAACUGCAAGGGAAGUCAUGAUUAAAUGUCAUGGACACUUAAGCAAAACCAAAGAUUUCCUCUGAGCAACUUUCAAUCAGUCCCAGAAAACCAAAAGCAGUAAUAAAAUAAGUAAGAUGUUAAGAGAUAUUGAUCCUGGCGUGGAAGUCCGACCAGGACAGAGAUUAUUUAUUUAUGACUAAGGAUGAGACUCGUUUCAGUGGAUGACUGACCUGGGACGACUCCCGUGUCCGGUCCCACCGUGUAUUUGCUUUGUUUCUAAAAAGCUUUUUUAAACUGUUAUUUAAUACCAAAGGGAGGAAUCCUGUGGGUUCUUCUGCCCACACUUGUGACUGGGAAUGCACAGGGACUUCUUUCUCAUUGCACCUUUUUUUAGUAGCAUGAUUCAAGGGGACCCAUUGUACGGCAGCUCCCCCCACCACCCCCCCUUCCUGCCUCUUGGGUUCAAGGUGGGGAGGGGGCCGAUGUGGCUGUCCCGCCGGGACCGUGGAACCAGACGCCAGAGCCUCCACUAGGUCAAUGCCACCGUGGGCCCCGAGGCUGGUGCGUUUCUGUGUUUUCCUACGCACUUUUUACGCCACUCCUUCCCUCCGCCGGCCUGGCCUUGAUGCAGAUGAGCCUGGAAGAGGCAGAAGAUGGUUCGGUUUCAGAAUUCAAGAAGUGGGGACCUGCCUUUGGCCUGUCAGGAUCUCAAAAACAUUGAAAAUGUACAGAGCUUCAUAAUACAGUAUAUUGUUCCGAAGCAGCUAGUCGAGAAGAGUUUGUUUUCAGUACCGUUUUAGCUUAAAAAAACAAAACACAAAAAAUAAAGUUCUUCGGUCUGAAGCUGAAAUAGAAGGUAUGAGGCUUCAAGGAAUUUUUUCGUUGUGUCUAUGAAGGUGUUGAAUGUGUGAGCAGGACGGGUGCCCAGCCCCAUUGCCAGCGCCCUGUGGAGGCCAUUUCCUCUUCCUUCCUCCCGUAGGUGAAGCCUGGGAGACCCCUUUCCUCCCUCUGCAGUGUCAGGGGAAUGUUCCUGCAAAAAUAAGGGACAGGAGCCCAGUCCAGGAAACAGUGAGAGGAGCCAUCCCGGAGAGGGUUGUGAUGAGAACAGACCGCGUGGGAACGGCUCCUUUUAUCCAUUGGAAUUACCUUGUCCUCUCCUCUGGCCCUUGACAAGGCUCUUCCUUCAUCAUUAAUCUGUUGAAAGAGAAGGGAUGGUGUCCAUAAUUUCACUGUUUGGUUGAGUGCAAGGAAAGCGAGUGAACCUCAGCUGGUCUUUGGGCAGCCUGGAGGUCGUGCCUAGUCCCUCCAGGGCACAUCCCACAGAAUGAUCGGUUACCAAGAACCGGCCGCUUCUGCCAGCAUCACGGCAGGGACUGCAUGCACCUUGUAGAUGCCCUGAUCACCCGACAGUGGGACACAGUCUUUUAAGAAACUCCCUUAUCUUUUAGACCUCCCAGGGUCUUCCCGUAACAAAUACAUGAGACCCCGAACUCGCUCCUGGAAGGCAAGGGUACUUUGUGGUUCACUCUACUUGGUCUUCAUGGAUUUGGCUCUCAGAACAUCUUCCUUCCCUUCUAAGUUUGCUUCUCUAUCCCUUAGCACCCAAGUGUCCCAUUGAAAGUGGAGGAACACAGGGCCUCAUUAAUUACAUUUGUAACUUAUUUAUAUAUAUGUUGUCAAAAAACAAAA
Messenger RNA from Mustela erminea (ermine), 3933 nucleotides. RefSeq names its product PR/SET domain 6 (gene PRDM6). Lineage: Eukaryota; Metazoa; Chordata; Mammalia; Carnivora; Mustelidae. Gene Ontology annotation, molecular function: protein binding; histone methyltransferase activity. The transcript is spliced from 7 exons. Bases 464 to 2242 code for a protein of 592 amino acids. Gene Ontology annotation, cellular component: nucleus. The record is from RefSeq and is a predicted model, not a curated record.